This is a messenger RNA of Xyrichtys novacula (pearly razorfish), 12793 nucleotides long. The record is from the annotation of a GenBank genome assembly. Lineage: Eukaryota; Metazoa; Chordata; Actinopteri; Labriformes; Labridae.
UAGAGGGCGCUGUGCAACUCUGGCGAUGGUUGACGUAGAGCUGACGUACGAGGAAGUAUCAUGAAGGAAAAAAAUGCAGCUGACCAUAGAGAUGCUUAGGGGGGCUAGUCGAUAUUUACCUGUGUCAUGCUUCUGAAAAUAAGGAACUAUGAUUUUUCAGCAAUAUCAAGAACUCUCCCUUUAAAAGCGCUGGGUCUGGCGAUUUAGUACGAAGAAGAGUAAACAAGUAAGUCACUGCGAUGUCAUUCCAAUGAUCUGUCAGUGUUAGUUUUGCUAAUGUAAUGCUAAAAUAGCUCAAUUCAAAAGUUCCCCUUUCGUUGUGUCAGACUUAAGAAGGCAAUUACUUUCGGUUUAUACUUUUAUUUUUGAUAAUUGUCCUGCUAAUAAGCCAUGCAUAAUGACAACAGCGUAAUCCUCAAAGGCGGCCGUAGAAGAUUGUCAGGAUCAUUUCAUGAUGGUUUCUGUGAUUUCUUAAUAUUGUUAGGACUUAUUCGACUUUAAGGAUUUAUAUUUAUAACAAAACAGACGAUGGAAUCUACUGGUAAAUGUGAUACAAGGAGUUACAUCGUAUUUCGUUGCUCUCUUAAUAAAUAUCAGCUGACCCAAACAGCGUGCAACAAAUCCCUCUCAUUUCCACAGAAAGCCGCCAGCAGUUUGACGCAUUUCUGCAAUAACAACAAGAAGCUAAUACACAAAAGGGGAUUUACAUACAUUCUGAAUUAUAAUACUUUAAAUUGUUUACCAAGAACUGACAUGAAACUGUAUUUACAAUUGUGCCCUGUACUUAGGGCUGGGCGAUAUGGGAAAAAGUUUAUCACAAUGUAUUUUUUUUUUUCAUAUCAGUCGAUAUCGAUAUAUAUCACGAUAUUUAAAAAAAUGAAAUUUAACAGUGCUGAAUGGUAGCAUAACUUUGCAAUACAAUAAGCUACUGCAUCUGUGAGGCCUUUGUAUCUCUUCAACAUUUUAUCGUAAGAUGUUGCGCCAGAGAGAGCAGACUGAAUGGUCAGCUGUUUCAGCUGCACAGGCGCCACGGGCUCCUUUUUCCACUCUGGGUUUGUGACCAUUAGCAUUGCUCGCACACUGCCGCGUGGCACUGCUUCAGGUGGUGAAAAAAGAUUUGAGGUAUUCCCGGACUUUGCGAGAACAUGAACUUGACAUAAUUUGCAGUGAACAUUACUCUGCUUCAUAUAUGACUUAAAAAUAAAUAAAUAAAUAAAUACCUUCACAGCACCGACAUUUUUGUGCCAGUGUUGUCAAAGAUGUCAUCAUCUGUUAAGCCUUCAUCUGCAUUUCUGCCGGGGGUAGCACUCAUCUUCUUUUUUCCUCACAGACAGUGCUGUCGGCUUCACGUGUUAAAGUGCUAUGGUUGCAUGUAGCUGCAGACUGCGACUACGCAGUCUUUUGCUACUUGGUUCUAAUUCAGCACGAUUGGUUCAGCACGAAGUGGCCCCAGAGAAACUCUCCUUUUUAUCAGCUACUUGUAUAGUCAACCAAAACAUGACAGAAUGCCGACUAUCGAAAAGCAUAUAUUAUUAUUAAUAUAUUUAUAUUAAUGUCGAGGGAAAUUAAUUUUUCGAUACAUAUCCUUAUUGUUUUAUCACCCAGCCCUACUUGUACUACUACAAUUCCGUUUUUUUUCUCUUUGUCAAUGAUGCAGGUACCCUAUCAUCGACUCUUAUUCUUUGGAAGGUGUUGACUUUGCAGAGCCUUUUCAAUGUCCUCUGGCUGCCCACCCCAGUCACCUGCUGUGGCAAAGUCUGAGGUAGUCAUAGAGGGAGAAUGCCCACUCCUUGCUGCCACCUUUGCCUACUGGGACAACAUCUUGGGUCCACGGGUACGCCACAUCUGGACGCCUAAGGGUGACCAAUUGAUGUUCCUCAGCGAUGGAGAGGUCACGUUUUUGGCCAAUCAUACACUAAAUGGAGAGAUUUUGCGCAGCGCUGAGUGCGGCGCUGUGGAUGUUAAGUUCUUUGUUUUGGCAGAAAAAGGUGUCAUCAUUGUGUCUCUUAUCUUUGAUGGUGAGCUGAAAGGAGACAAGAACACAUGUGCCUUGUCCAUUAUCCUGCCUCAGACAGAGCUGGCCUUCUACCUGCCUCUGCACACUAUCUGUGUGGAAAGGCUAAAGCAUGUUAUCCGCAGGGGACGCAUUUGGAUGCAGAAGGUAUUUUGGUAUUUCUGCUGAUCUCUUGGCUUGUCACUUUUAGAUAUACACUUAUUAUUCACACAAGAGCAGGCAAAUUAUUGCCCUUUAUGCUUAUUAAAUGCACUUAAAAACCUUAUCCAGCGUUGAUCUUAAAAGAGUAUUAAAUAAUCCAUCACCUCUGCUUUACCCACGUGGGAUUGUAGCAACAUUGGCAGAACAAUAAAGUUGCAGUCUCCCAACACAAAGGAGCAACUUAGAUAAUUGGGUCUAAGUACCCCCUCAGAGAAAGCCUGUGAGCAGGUAAUAAUGGGGGCAAACAAAAUAACAGCAUGGACAAGACUUCAUAAAAAUUGGCUUUAAUGUACAAAAGUAAUAUUGAGACUGCAGUGUAGGGGGUUGUAUUUGGUUGUGUAAAUGCCUUUUUAACCCUAUUUUGUAUUUUUAGGUAUUUUCAUCCUAAUGUUUGUUGGUCUUACCUUUUAAAUGGGAUUGUUUUUUACUUUUUGAGUGUAGUUUUGCCUUUUGGGUACUGUGAUACUCACCUUUAAUUAAUAGUUCACAGUUACUGCUGUUUUGCCUUUGGGCUAGAUAGAAAUCUUAAUAAUCUUUUGGCACUUACAAAAAUGUCCUUACAUAUUAUUACCAAUGUAGGGAGAGAGAGAUGAGGUUCUAAAAUGCACCGACUCAUGCAGGGUCUGGGAAUCCAUAUGAGACUAGUACAACAAGAAUUGAGCAUGACAUAGGGUGUCUGCUCUAACAACUGAGCUGCAGUGGUUUCCCAGAAUCUAAAAACUUGACUAAUUUGACUAUGUACACCACAGGCCAAAAGUUUGGAAGCAAGAUCAAAUUUGUACAAAAAAGAUCAUAAUACUUUGCAACAAAAAAACCCUGAUAAUUAUCUAAAGAAAAACUUAUCAGAAGACAUUUUUACUAUAAUUAUCAGGUAUUUGAGGAACCUUUUAAAUAUUGGUAAUAAAGUACGAUCAUGUGGUUUGUUAGGUUGCUUAUUCACUUUGAGUUCUUUUCUCGUCAUAUAUUUAUUGUCUGACAUAAAAUGAGUAAAAUAUGUAUUACAGACAUGCACUAAGGAAAGCUGUCAGGGCAAUAAUAUUUGGUUAUUGUUUUGGUGAACUGACUGUUGAAAUAACUUAAGUGUUUCUGUAGCCCUUACACCAACUUUUCCUAAUUUCAUUCUGCAUUAGGGCUACAACAUCAUCUCAGUGCUUAGCUUGGAGAUCGUCCCUAUCAUGGAGCUGUUGGCCUCUAUGAAGACGCAUAGUGUGCCAGAAGAAAUAGAUGUGAGUGGUGUACUCACACUCGCACACACACAAACACAUAUGGCCUAGACAGUCACAAAAAGAAUAGCUAGAGACCAUAGUAGUUGUUUAGUUUUCACAUGAAAACAAAAGGAGUACAGAGGAGAAAAAAACUGCACAAUAUUGGAGUUUUGUCAAUAGCCAGUAUACCAACAUCUCAAACUAAUUUUUUCCAAUACCAAUAUCGAUUAUACCGUAAAUGGCAAAUGCACUUUUCUUAAACAUGAACAUUAAGUGCUGCGCUUACCAACCCUUCCAAUCAUUUAAGUACAGUCAGCUUGUGUCAGCUGUCGUUGUGUACAUGGACUUAACCAAGCACUCUUUGGGUCCAUAAUUGUAUCUGCAGAUAAAUAAUUUUUGAAGCUAUUGACUGCUGAUACCAAUAUCACACCUAUAAUAUUCUGCACCCCUUGGGCAAAAUAACAAGUUUUAUAUCAUUAUUUUAAAACAAUUAGAUAUCACUUUGUGAAUGCAACACAUUUUGGUAAUUCAUCAUUUUGGAAGGGUUUACAUUCUUCAGGUUCUUGUGUUGAUAACCACCCAGUGCAGUAAGAUACAUGUCUUCCUCAUUUGCAAAUGUUAGAAUAAGAGGAAAGCAGCACAUAGAGGAAUCUAGCUUUUCCUAGAUUCUUUUGCUUGGGGCUGGUUUUCUAUAUUCUGUUACAAAUUAUAACUGCAGCAUAAGUUCUUAAAUUGACUCAUUUUUUUGGCCCCAACUAUUUAGAUUAAGGACACUGUGCUAAAUGACGAUGACAUCGGGGACAGCUGCCACGAGGAUUUCCUCCACAAGUAAGCACUCCAGUACAAAGCAAAUAGAGAUAGAUGAUGAACACUGCCCAUUUAACACCCAUCAACCUCCCAAUGAUGAGUAAUGGCUCUUCACUGCUGCAAAGUUUUCUCUGGAGAAGGGGCCAAAGUUAAAUCGCUGUUAGUGUCGACUGACCAGAAAGUCCAUUGUGACAGUUAAGCUACCCACUGCUCAGAUUAGUUCAACAUCCGGUGUACUCUAUAAAGCACCUGUUUGCAGUUAUUUAAUUAUCCAGAAUUUUGUAGUUAAUGGAGCCUUUUUACCGCAGAGUCGCAGUCUUUAGUUACCCAGGCAACAUGUUUAUUUUAUUUUUAAGGCUGCACAAUAGUGGAAAAAACUAACAUUGCAAUUUUUUUCAAACCUGCGAUUCAUAUUGCGAUAUUAAAAAAUACAAGAAUUUUCACCAGAUGACCUGAAUAGCACUUUAUGCUAUACUGCACUGCUGAAAUUCUUGAGGACAGUUAACCUGCUCUGAUCUUACCUCUUUUUUUGAAUGUUAGUAGAGUGGCUUCUGUCUGUCUCAGAGAUAUUUUUAGCUUGCUUUAAUUGUGCUUGGUCGUUAUUGUGGCAGCAGAUAAACACACGUUUGGUGGACAUCAUCCUUCUUGUAACUGAAAUAAUUCCAGAUAACUGACGUUGCUUUUCUUUUUGGCAACAAGUCUUCAUCUUCCAUGGUUUUGUUGUGUGGAGAAACGCAUGCCUGCCAAGAAUUGCAUGCACCUGGCAAAAUGCGCACCGCUUAUAGUAGAGUGGUCCAUGGAAAUGUACAAUUUAAAACCCAUACAGUUCUUAUUUGUGGGGCUAAACAGUGAUGAGUAAUGUUCCGAAAGUAAUUCUCAGCGGACAUGCGUUUUUCGGCACAACACCUGCAACGCCAGCGACUCACUCCAUGUGCAGGGGCGUGGUUUCCUCCUCUCUGAUUUUGAUUGAAUGCUGGCAGGGUAGUCUGAUUGGCAACUGAGUAAAGAACGAAUGUGAUUGGUGGAUCGUUGCAAAGCACGUGCAGAGUCACAUGCAGUGUAUCUCAGUCAGCUUCCCUUGAAAUUAGAUGAGUUUAUUCGCCUCCUACAUCGCAGGCUCUGCAAUGUGACUAUCGCUCACACAUACAUCGCGAUGACGAUGCUCAAACGAUAUGUAUGGUGCAGCCCUAUUUCAAAUCUAACCUUAGAAGUUAAGAGUCGUUUAAUGCCCAGCAGUAUAUAUGGGAGGACAGAAUAUGAACCAAUCUACACAUUAAAAAGGCACAAUAAGAGGUAGUUGAACUGCAGCCAGUUAAAUCCACCUUUGUCUGAAAUGUUUGCUGGGUCCAUUUCUUCAAGACUGUUCAUUAAUGCUAAAAGCCAUGAUGAAUAAUUAUAGCAAUGCUAAUUAAUCAGAUUUCCUCUGUCUCUUUGGUUCAGGGCCAUCAGCUCUCAUCUGCAGACUUGUGGCUGUUCCAUUGUGGUCGGAAGCAAUCCAGAGAAAGUUAACAAGGUACAUUUACGGGAUAAGUGGCUGCACACAGAUCCAUUUCUGACUUAUCGACAAAACUCGAACAGUUGGAUGUCCCUUGUGAUGUUUUUUAGAAUUUAGUGAAUGCAAAGUGGGUAAUGAGCACAAACUUGGAAUUACAAGAGGAUGGGCACUAACUAAGAAUAAAGAGUUGUAUUGCACAAGUAACAGUGAAAUGCUUGAGCUACAGUUUUUGCAUUACACAACACUGCAACUUUAUUACACAACUAGUCAGUGACUAUUUUCUGGAACCUGGCAACUGCUCAAAAACUCCCAGCUGAGAGUGGGCAGUUUUGUCAAAUCUAACCACGAGUAAAAUCAAAUUGAAUUGAAUUAUUUUCAUCUCUUCUCAUUGUAAGAAUCUGAAGCAUUACGUUGUAUUUGUUUAUGCAUGUGUUGUCAUGGAACUCAGUGCAACUGAGCUAUUGAAAUUAUAUAGUUUCAAAAGAUAUCUCAGCAUGUUUCCUUAUUUGAAGGCUUUUUUUGUCCAAGUGUUAAAAUGUGGCUUUUGUUGUGCAGAUUGUGCGAACCCUCUGCCUCUUCCUCGCCCCAGCUGAGAGGAAGUGCUCUCGCCUCUGCAAGGCUGACUCUUCCUUUAAAUACGACGCAGGCCUGUUCGUACAGGGUCUUCUGAAGGUACCCUCUUGCUUUACAUUUGUGAAUCAGAGAAUCAGACUUUUAGAGGUAUUCAAGAUCAGGUAACUGCAGUUUUUCAAAAAGAUUUCAGGCUACAUGUGCAGGUUGUACUGUAUGACACCAAAUAUGAAAUUAGAGAUGCAAAAGUAGCAACUGAAACCCAGUAGAGCUUCUUACCAUGAUUGUAAGUUAUUAUGGUAGACCAGGGCUUCUUGUGGUGUUGUUGAGGUCCUGCAGGAGUUAAUUUAAGAUUCAAUAUAAAAUGUAUUGAGUUGAACAAAACAGGCUAAAGGAAAAAGAGCAGAAAGCAUAUUGAACUUCUAAUAGACAAUUUUACUGUUUGCUCACAAGAAACUUCUGUCUGAUGUUGCGUUUCUUCUUUUUGGAGCAUUAUGUGCCCUCUCCUGUCUGCUCUUUAAGUUCGGCUGGAGUAUGGCAAAGAGAAAAAACAAACGUACUCUCACACUCUACUUCCUAGGACUCCACAGGCAGCUUUGUCCUGCCCUUCCGCCAGGUUCUUUAUUCGCCCUACCCAACCACGCACAUUGACGUCGACAUCAACACAGUCAAGCAGAUGCCACCAUGCCAUGAGCACACGUACAACCAGAGACGCUACAUGAGGUCUGAGCUCACUGCACUUUGGAAGACAGACAGUGAAGAUGACAUCGCCCCUGACACAGUCAUUCACACAGAUGAAACCUUUACACCUGACCUGUAAGUCAUAAACACAUUUUGUAUUUUUGGAUUAAACAAAAGUUGAUGUUUAACACAAUACUGUAUAUUAUUUAUUUUUGCUCCAUGUUUUCUAAAACCUUUAAUUCAAAAAUGCCUUUAUCCUCACAAAUGUUAUUACUCCUUCAGGAAUAUAUUUCAAGAUGUCAUGCAUAAAGACACUUUGGUGAAGUCAUUUAUAGAUGAGGUAAGAAAGAACAGUGCUUCUUGUUGUAUUUUGUGUCUCAAUGGAAAAAAAACACUUAUUAUUAAAUCAUAGAAAAGUAUUUCCAAACCAAGUUGAGGCAUAUGUAUGCAUUAUAAACUUGAGCAAAACCUUCAUUUUUACUCUCUUACACAACUGCUUAGAGAAACCCAUAGUUGUUAAGUGCUUGCACAAGGUUUGUGGAAUCCGAGUAUUAAAGAAACUCUGAAAUUGGCACCAGCAGGCUCUCCCUAACGACGAUAGUUGACACAUGCUUCAGGCCUAAUGAGCUGGUAAAGGUCUGAGCUGGUAGAAAGAAUCUGACACUUUAAAACUUUCAGGGUGCACAAACUUCUGCAAAUGCCAAAAUGAUGUUUUUUCGUUGUUGUUGUUGUUGUUGUUUGUUUUUCGAUUUAUUAAAUAAUACUAACCAUUCAUUAAUGUUACUGAUAAUAUUGUCUUAAAAAAGAAACAGAGACUGUAAAUAUACAUUUUAAAAUAUAUAAAAUAUGCUGUUUUUAGGAAGGUGCACAAACUUUUGCAUACAACUGUAUCUGACCAUUGACAAAAAUGAGGAACACUUUCACUAUAAUGCACCCUGUACACCAGCAGCAAUUGUUUUAAUGAACAGUUUUCACCUGCCUGACCAUGUCAACUAAAGUGAAAAUGUACGAGCAACAAAAAUGUUGAAUUUAUGGCAAAGCUGUAGUUAUUAUUGUGCAUUAGAUUGCCCUGCUAUUUAACUUUUCAAAUUGGGGUUAAAUGUGAUUGACUUGUCUUAUUUAUCAUAACCCUGUUUGAUUAUUUGUUGUUGUUUUUUCUACUUUUUAUUAGAGGAGAGUAGAUAGAGCUUUAUUGAUCCUUUUGGGAAGGUUCCCUCAAGAAAAUUAAAUUGUACUUUCUUCGUUUUCUUUUUUUUUUUUUUUUUUGCUGCUGCUGCUGUCUGUUAUUGUUCGGCAGAAUUUCCAUACUUUUCUAUACCCUAAUUUUUAGAAUUAUUGUUGGAAAUGCUUACUUUUCUAUUUUGGAAAACAGUAUUUGAGAACUUUGUUAAUAGUCUGGAAACAUCAAUAUUUUUCCAUACUUUAUUUUUCAUUUUCCAUACUUCUUAAGACCUGGAAAUUGAUCAAAUUUAUUUUCAUUCUUUUCCAUACUUGCUUAGGAACCCUGGUUCAGGGUCACAAGCCAUCUUUCUUUAACAUGAAAUACUUCCAGAGUGGAGGUGCGAGUUUCUCUCAUGACAACAGUAAGAGCAGCUGUAGCUGGGACUACUAAUUGACAUCCUGUGUUGUACCCAGGUGUUCAUGCUGAAACCAGGCCUGUCCCUGCGGAGCACCUAUCUGGCCCAGUUCCUGCUGCUGCUCCACAGGAAGGCCCUCACACUGCUCAAGUACAUUGAGGACGAAACGUAAGUGCUGUUUCUAAUAAGACGGUAAUCCAAAUAACAGAGAGGCUUAUUGUGAGGGAACAGAAUAUUCUAAUCCCAGGGGUUAAGAUUCACUUCUUUUUCCCAGACUUGUCUGUCAGACUUGUCUAGACAAGAGCAGUUGUCUAAUAUGCACUGCAGCCACUGACCUUGUUCUGAUAAUGUCAUCACCAUAGCAACAUCACCGUAUGGUCACCUUAUGUAUUGAGCCCAAAUCGUGCCUCACAACCAGAAACACUCACAAGUACUGUGAUCCCCAGAGUUCUGCUGUACAGGUUUGACAAAUUGUGAGGCCACGGUUCACAGGGUAUAAAACAACACCACUGCAUAGUAGGCCCAUACAGAGCAUUGUUUUAAGGCAUCAAAAUGACGAGUAGAAUACAUGAUUCAGGCAACUUAAUGGUUCCUUGAAACAUCUUAAUCUUUUUAUGAAGGACUAAAACAAAAUAAAAUCACUGCUCAACCUGUUCUGAACCAGGUGAGUAUGACAAUGACACAACUGCACAUCCUUCUUUAUGAUGAUAAUAUUGAUGAAGAGUUAAGACAGAUUACCUUUGUGCUUAGAUUUACAUACAUAAAAAAGAUGCAUCUUUAGUGACUGUAGUGAGGAGGAACUUCAAAAUGUUGCACUGCAGUGAUGUUGAAAUUCAGUAUAUAGUAUUAUAUUUGUGUUGGUACUACUUUUUUCAGCUCUACACAACAAUUCUGACUAUGUGAAAUGGUGAAAGGUGAAAUACUUCAGUCUAUUUUUACUUAAAUCCAACACUGGAUUUGUUUUAUACAAUUGUAAGUUCAACAUCUGUUAUUUUCUUUAGACUAAUCAAGCAACCAAAUUACCCUUUUUUUAUGUCACAGACCUAAAACUACUUGUUUUUCUUGCCACAUUAAGGUCCCGUCUUAUUCACAGGCACAACAUUCUGCCUCAGAUUUAGAAGUACACUUCAACAUUAAUCCCGGACUUGAACUCAACUUGUGCCAAGCUUUCCCAAUUUUUUUUUCUUGCACCCACCAUGUGGUGACCUGGUCAUUGCUCCAUCUGGUCUUGACUCAUCCCUGUCUGUGCUCCCCAACAGUGAACUGCCCUUCCCACUCCUCUCUGAACUGCCAUCACUCUCCUUUUUUUUCUAUUUGAACACCAUUUGGCUUCAAAUAUUUUACAAAAUACAUCUUUGGGAUUAAGCAAGGGCAGUUUUGAUGUCAUUUUUGGACAGUUUCAGACAUCUUAUCAAAUUCAACUAAAAACAGAUUAGUUCCGACUCUGGGAUCUACCUGACUGGUUUCAGUGAUAAACACAUAUGAAGAAAUCCUCAUCACAACUAACUGCACAGCUCUGAGUAAGAGAUGACGAACUAGACAGCAAGAUUAGUGGGCUGCAAACAUAUGUUGAGCCUGAGUCUAGUUCUUAACAAAAGUCACAAAGGUGGCUUUCUUUAAUCCUUCUGGAUUGCAAAAAUACUUUUUGCUACAUACCUUGCCAUCUGAGGUUAUGGUUAGAAUUCUGACUUGAUCUGAUUAUUUUUCAUCAUAAGUAAUUUAUCUUUUACUAAUUCAUAAUUUGUACUUAAACAUAUAAAGGAUACCAUACACCGUGGAAUAUACGCAAACUUGUUGAUCCUUACAGUCAGUAAUGCGAAUAAUAGUUGUUCAGGUAUUUAUGCACAAACUCAUUAAAUCAGAGCACAUUCAUCACAUGCUUUAAUUUUUGAUGUAGGAAAUAAUUUACUCCCCAAACUUUGUACACCAUAUCAUCCAUCAAUGAAAAAAUGUUGAAGGACAGUACCUAUAGAUCAUUUUGGUUUUUUUGAGCAUGCUCCUGUUGCCAUUAAGUGAGAUUUUUAUGCUUUCAGUAAUGUAACUAACAGAUCAGGAAACUGAGUCAUCUUAGUAAUCAGAGGUUAUAUUAAAUCGAUAAAUUUUUUGUAUGGUUUGCCCAAAAAAGUUUUUUUCUUGUCACGUCCCCUAUAGUGUGACAGUGUCAAACUUACACAGUCCUGCAGUUUUAUUUGUAAAUAAUCUGUAUCAAGUAAAAAGCUGAAGACCUCUGCAUGUGCAGUUGUUAUAUAUAGAAUAAUAGGAGGCAGUGGGAAUACACUGAGUGUUAAUAUCAAAUAUUUUACUUUGAAGUAAUUCACAGGUGACUUUUUUCCUUAAAGCUCAUUGUAGAUUUUGGUCAAAUUCUUUUUUUAUGUAAUACUUUUUUAAUAUGUAAUUGUUGUUUAUUUUAACAACUUAAAUGAAGUAGAAAAACCACAAAUACUAAUAAACCAGUUGAUAGACAAUUACAUUGUCUAUCAUUUGACUCUUCUGAGGAAGACUGCAGAAAAUUUGUAGUUGAAACAUUUCAAGGUAAAAAAAAUCAAACAACACACUGCUCUAGAUAGAAGAACUAUUAGUGCACACUUACUUGAUUUUCUUCAAAAAAGUCGGAUGACUCAAGCCUGGAAAAGAGCAUAAUCUGACAUAACUGGUUGAUAAUCAUGAUUGAAACUGGGGUGUUAAAUGACAAAAAACAAAGUGUGCUGCUGUAUAUUGUCCCACUACUUCACUCCCCAGGUAUAUAGGUAAUGGUGUAGCUUCAGUCUUAGCAAGGAGUCCCUUAUUGCACAGUGGUUUUCAAUCCUGCAAUUCCUCCAUUGCUCAGUAUAAAUCAUAACAAGAACAUUUAUUUAUGUGUGUCUAAAAAUGCAAAUUAUCUGAUGAGGUAUUACAUGCUCCAAAACAUUACAUGGAUUUAAUUUUCCCUCCUAUAUCUUGAAUGCUGACUACAUCUUUUUUUCUCAAACAAAUGCCUUCAAAUACAUCUUACUCCAGAGACAACACUAACUACACAAGUAAAACCAUUAUUUGAGUUCUCAUGCAGAAGCAUAAAAUUUGGCUUGUUUAUGGUGCUGCUUAAAGCCCAGAUCUGAGGGUAUACAAUUUUACAGGUGCUUUGACAAGAUUGUUUAUACUCAGUUUCCAUCCUGUUACAGCAUACAUAAUUCAUUGUGGCGUAUUGUUUCUGCACACAGUUGCAACCCAACUAGAUAUUGAUGUAAGCCUUUAGUCCCUAACAACUGUAGGUUAACUUUUACACUGCAAUGUCUCCUCUCAUUUUACAGGCAAAAAGGGAAGAAGCCAUUUAGAUCACUGCGCAAUUUAAAGACUGACCUGGAUCUCACAGUUGAAGGAGAUCUGAACAUUAUUAUGGCCUUUGCUGAGAAGCUGAGGGCAGGACUGCACUCAUUUGUUUUUGGAAAGCCAUUCUUCACCAGCAUGCAGGAGCGAGAUGUUCUCAUGAGCUUUUGACUGAAUUCUUCGCCUGUACUUUAUCUUUUAAAAAAACUGAUGAAUACAGUCAGUUUGCUGUUUAGUUUUUUUUCCUUUUAGUGUUUACUGUGUUAUUUUAUUAAUGCAUGUGUGUGUACCCUGAAGAGAGCACUGACUUUCACUUCAAUAUUUAUGUCUGCCCUGCUGAAAUAAAAGGAAAAAGAUUCUUGAUCAAUACAUGGCAAAUUGCUGUUAUAAGCCACUGGGAUAUAAGUUUAGAACUUAAAGCCUACAGAUGCCUUGAUCAACUGUAGGGAAUAUGUGACUCUUAAAAUCACAAGAUUGAACUUCUACUCAUGUGAGGGAUAUUAAAAACAAAGGACUAGUCCAACAGAAACGUAAGGGGAACCGAAAGUGAUUUUAAACUAAACAUCUAACAAACUAAAAAAUACACCAACACAAAUAAACAAUCCAAAUAAAUUAUUUACAGAAAAAUUAAUUGUAUUUGUGUACUGAAAGUUUUAAUUUCCUUAAAGUUUAAGUCUCUCUUCUUCCCGGGAUGGCAACUCCCAUUUCUUGUGGGCAGGGCUUCAAAAGGCCAUCUUCAACUGACAGCCUUUUCUUUUUUUUUACUGGAGAGUUCUAAAAAAACAAAACAAAAAGGGUAAGUAUUACUUGAAAUUAAAUCAUAUAAAUGCUAACUAAUUAUUGAUAAAUUAAACCAUGUGACAAUGUCAAUUGAAUUGUGUGCACCCAACUUAGAAAACAACUGCCAUCAGUGAAAUAAAGUGAUAUAUUGCAACAGAAA